AUGUCGAGAACGAGAGUCGAUGAUGAUAUGGGUGAUGAGGACGAUGACAUGGGAGAUGAUGGUGACGAGGAUGAGGAUGAUGAUGAGGAUAUUGCUAAAGAUGGUGCCGGUAUGAUGUCUCUUGUCGACACCGAUAUGGAAGACCAUGAUGAUACCGGCUUGGGAGAUGACUAUAAUGAUGAGAUGAUCGACGAAGAAGAUGAUGAUUUUCAUGAGAAUCGUGUUAUAGAGGUAAGGUGGAGGGAGGCCCUUGAUGGGUUAGAUAAUUUGCGAGUAUCGGGCCGACUCAAUUCGGGAGUGCAGGAGAAUCAACCAUCCGAUGAUCCUCUAUCCAAUGAUGGUCAACUAGUGGUGGAUGGUGAUAACACCGACGAGUCGACAAGCCGACUUCAGCAAGAAAAUGGCAAUGAAGUUACCCACUAUCGACCCAAUCCAAUCGUUGAUCCUCGGUCUUCAUUCAAUGGUGCGAGUGAAGGUCUACAGGUGGAUGAGCCUAUGUUAGUUCAACCAAUUUCUCCGAACAAGUACCCCAAAUGGUCUUGA
This is a messenger RNA of Dovyalis caffra, 543 nucleotides long. Lineage: Eukaryota; Viridiplantae; Streptophyta; Magnoliopsida; Malpighiales; Salicaceae. The record is from the annotation of a GenBank genome assembly.